Molecule: messenger RNA, 613 nt
Organism: Cucurbita moschata (crookneck pumpkin)
Lineage: Eukaryota; Viridiplantae; Streptophyta; Magnoliopsida; Cucurbitales; Cucurbitaceae
Product: zinc finger protein 3-like
Exons: 1
Coding region: 35-613 (192 amino acids)
Biological process (GO): negative regulation of abscisic acid-activated signaling pathway
Source: RefSeq, a predicted model, not a curated record
CAAAAAAAAAAAACCAAACCUCUCCCCUUUCAACAUGGAACUCCAAGCCGACAAAACCCCACUUUUCGACGACGUCGAGGAAGACGGCGACAAGAAAACCGGCGAACUUUCCGACGACCGGAGCACCGUUCUGGGUCUUCACCUCUCAACAACAAAGCCCAGAAUUUUCUCAUGCAAUUAUUGCCACAGAAAAUUCAUCAGCUCCCAAGCUUUGGGUGGCCAUCAAAAUGCCCACAAACGAGAGAGGACUUUAGCCAAACGAGUUCAAAGAUUCCAUUGGGCGGCGGCCGCAAUUCCGCUUCACGGCGGCGCGUUUCACAGACGGUCGUUGGGAAUUCACGCGCACGCUCAGCAAAUUCAGAAGCCUUUGGGUUUUUUUGGUGGGCCUACUUCCUCUCCUCCAUUGUGGCCGAGACCAGUGUUUAUGGGUCAGCAGCCGGCGGUGGAGCGGCUGACUACGGCGAUUGGUGGCCGGAAUUUUGGGAGGUAUGAUGACGUGGCUAGAUGGCCGGCGAUUGGAGGCUCAAACGCCGGUAAUGAGAAUAUUGUUCAUUCUCAGACCAAACAAGAUCAAGGUCAGACCAAUUUCCUUGACUUGUCUCUUAAACUCUAA